CAGGUCUCAUUUAGGAGACCACUUUACUUUCUACAUCAUUUUCAUUAAAAGGACAAUCCUUCACUCCUCCGUACGCAAUGGAUUCUGUUGAACAACAACAGGAGGAUGAGUGGGAGGCAAUACAAGCCAUUUAUCCAGACAUUUUACUAGACCUAACGCCUAAAGAAAGUGCUUGGAAUAAGAAACCACCACAUAAAUUCAGUCUUCAUGUAUCAUCUGAUACCUCAGAUCAAAAGGUAUGUUCAUUAGAUCUUGAGAUUGAAUUCACAGCCACAUAUCCUCUUUCUCCACCAUUAUAUCGACUUACAAAUGUCCAAAAUAUAAUGGAUUCACAAUUGAGUAGGAUAAAAGAAAAGUGCAAACAACUCCUGAAGGAAUACAAGGGCCAGCCAAUUGUUUUCAUACUAUACAGUGAAAUAUUUGAAUAUUUGAGUGAAAUUAAAAGUAGUAUAAAGAAUGAGUCUUUGGAAGACGAACGAAAAAGAAGAAUUAUGAAUGAGCAACUGGAACUUGAAAAAAUGCAGCAACAGGAGCAAGAAGAACUGGAGAUCCAGAGGGAGAAGGAGCAGGAAUUACUGGACGAAAUGGUUGAGAUGGAGAUGAAGAGGCGAUAUCAGAGUGGCAACGACAAUUUCCAAGAGUUUAUGGAAUCAUAUACCGACAAUAAACCCGAUUUUGACCAAACCAGUGAGUUGCCUCCAUCACAAUUCGAAAGCAACAAGACAUUAUCUGAGGAUCAUUUGAUACCCAACACUGAUAUAGGAAUGAACUGUUUUCUUUUUGAUAAACCAAUCACCAUUCAACUAAGCUGGAUCAACUUCAAAUUCAGAGCAAUCACAGGUUUUGUCCCAAUUGAGCCCAAUGGCCUAUUGAAAGACAUUUCUAAGCAAUAUCUGGUAAAGCCAUAUAUUAAAGAGGACACUCCAACUUUUCGAGCAAUCACCGAUGCUUUAAAUGAGAGCAAACAAUUUAGUGUUGGUCGAAAAUACGGGAAGAAUAAAAAGGGUUAUGAAAAGGAUUUGCAAUAUCUGUUGACUGAAGUUGAACUAAAUAAUCCAUUUUGGAAAGGAAGCCAGGGCAAGAAGUCCAUACUAACGUUAGAGAAAGAGCUACAAGCCGUUUGUGAUUUGAAACAGGACGAUGUCAUUGCUUUUCAUAUAGAGAAGAAAGAAAUUUUGUCAAAUGGAGAAGAAUCGCUACAUAACUCAGCAGCAAAGAAAAUCAGUAAAAAGAUGAAUUUGAAGAAUGAAACAGAGAAGCUUUGUAUUUGGAAAGUUAGGAUUUUGUCUAAAUAUUCUGAUACUUUAGGCGACUUGCUGCAGUCUAUUUCUUACGUUAACAUAAAUACUGCAAGAGAAUGGACAAUACAAUUGUUGGAAAAUCUAGAAUAUUUACACAAGCAAGGUCUUAUCCACAGAUGCAUCACUCUAGACUCGGUUUCAAUCAACCAACCAGAAUCAACAGAGUCGACUAGCGUGAAAUUGAAUAGUAUAACAUACGGCUACACGCUUAUGAGCAUGUUAUAUAAUUAUCCAAAUUUGAAUCAAUCUGACAAUGAAGACCUUCUACCAUUUGCUGAGAGUGGGUGGAUUGCACCUGAAAGAGUCAACUCUAAAAACAAUCUUCUAUAUACAAAGCCUCAGCGGAAAACAGAUGUUUGGGAUUUAGGUGUUAUUGUGCUACAGAUGAUAUUGGGUACAGACAUUGUAUAUGAGUUUCAAAAUCCAACAGAUUUCUUUACUCAUUGUUCUGGCUUGGAUGAUGGGAUCUACCAGUUUUUAGAUAGCAUUUUUGAGUUCAAAACUAAAAAAAGACCUGACCCGCUAGAGCUUUUGCCUUCUAAAUUUUUGAGAUUAUCAUCGCAUACAUCUCCAUUAGAAACUUUAUUGAACAAAACUUCAUCAAUGACACGGAAUGAUCCAUCUUAUAACAACAACAGUAAUGGUGGAAUGGAAACUUCUACUGCAACACUUAUUCAUAACAGUAGCAAUGGAAACUCACUGAUUCCUAAUCGAAGGCUGAAGAGGGAGUCUUUUGGUUUAUCCACCUUCGCUCCUAAGUUUUACUCUAGAUAUGCUCAAGAUUUCGAAGAAGUCUGCGUUUUAGGAAAAGGUGGGUUUGGUGAGGUUGUUAAGGCCAGAAACAGACUUGAUGGUAGGUUUUAUGCAAUCAAAAAGAUCAGACACACGGAAGAUAAACUUUCGAAAAUUUUGAACGAGGUCAUGUUAUUGGCAAGAUUAAAUCAUCAGUACGUGGUCCGAUAUUUUGCUGCUUGGCUAGAGGAUGAUCACGAUUUUGGUUCUUCUGCUAUUGACUCGAGUGAUGAUGAGUUUGAUUCUAAAGAUGAAGAAGACAGCUACGAUGAUAGUGACAGCGAUCUUCCCUCUUUCAGCGAUACUAGAACAAACAGUCAAAGCUUCACGGAUUUUAUUUCUGGCUCACAUAAUCAAUCUAUCGAUUUUACAUUCUCAGAUGAUGAUUCGGAUAUUGAAGAGGUACCUAGUAAAAGUGAUUCAGAAGAUGACAAUGUAAAUGACGGAGACGAGGAAGAAGAUUGUACUGAUGACCCUUUUGAGUUUGGUACUCCAGAAGCUACAGAUCGACCAAGCAAAACAUUGAAAAAUAAAAAGAAAAGCAAGAAACGAUCUGUUUUAUUUAUUCAAAUGGAGUAUUGUGAGAAUAGAACUCUUUUUGAUUUGAUUCGUCAAGGGUUGCCAAACGAUGCUGACAAUUAUUGGAGAAUUCUGAGGCAGAUAUUGGAAGCAUUGGCUCAUAUACAUGCUCAGGGAAUAAUCCAUAGAGAUUUGAAACCCAUGAACAUUUUCAUUGAUGAGAACCAGAAUGUUAAAAUCGGUGACUUUGGAUUGGCUAAAAAUGUCCACAACUUAUCAGCUAUGAAUACAUCACCUAAUAAAUUGGAAUUCCAUAAAUCCGCAGAAGAGUUGACUUCAGAAAUUGGUACUACUCUAUACGUGGCUGAUGAAGUCCUUAAUGGAAAUGGUAACUAUAAUGAGAAGGUGGAUUUAUAUUCUUUGGGUAUUAUAUUUUUUGAAAUGAUUUAUCAGUUAGGCACAGCCAUGGAAAGAUAUACAGCUAUCAGGAAUUUACGAACACCUUCAAUUGUUUUUCCUUCUGAUUUUGACAGCAAAAGAUUAAAUACUGAAAAGAAAAUCGUCAAAAUGCUGCUUGAUCAUGAUCCAGACAAGAGACCAUCUGCUCAAGAGUUGCUAAGCAGUGGAUUAAUUCGUGUCCAGCAACAAGACGAUUUGAUGAAAGAAGCCCUAAAUGCUUUGGUAGAUCCUUCUUCAGCGUGGAAUCAUCAAGCACGAAAUAUACUAUUUUCACAACCAUAUAGCUUUGCAAAAGAUUUGUUGUUCGGGGAUAAUAUAAAAACCCCUGACGUUAAGGACAUUCUACUACACGAGAAAAUUGUGCAUGAACUAGAGAACAUCUUCAAAAAUCAUGCGGCGGUUAACUUCAAUGAUACCAGUGGGAAAAUAAUUCCGAAGAACCCCUUGUAUGAUUCAAAUUAUAUGCUUUACCAAGUUUUGGACAGAUCCGGUUCGGUGUUACAAUUACCAUAUGAUUUAACUUUACCAUUUGCAAGGUUACUAGGAAGAACCAAAAUAAAAGCUCACAAAGUUUAUCGUAUUGAUUGUGUGUAUAGAUCGAACGAGAAAGAUGAGAGUGCAGGUCCUUUGAAAUUCAAAGAAAUUGACUUUGAUAUUGUUACCAAUGCGAACGAUCCAGUUGAUUAUUUACCAUUUUAUGACGCAGAAUGUAUCAGGGUAGGAGCUGAAAUUGUUAACAUUUUUCCAUUCUUGAAAACACAAAAUGUGAAAAUUUUGUUGAAUCAUUGCGGCUUGAUGGAAACCGUUCUUGAGUACUGCGGUAUUGAAACAGCUCAAAUUCAAAUAGUUUCAAGGAUUCUUUCUGAGGUCGGAUUUACUAAAAAUAUGAAAGAAGCAAAAACAAUUUUGAAGCAAGAGUUGAAUAUCUCAAGCACCGUAUUGAAUGAGCUGGUCCAAUUUGAUUUUAGUAAUAAUAUUUCAAGCUGUACUACGAAGCUAACAAAACUCAUGCUAGACAGUCCCUUGUUGACUCGUGUAGAUACUGCUUUAAAUUAUCUAGGCAAAGUGAUCAGCUAUCUUGAAAAAUUUGAAGUAGACAUUACGGUUGAGAUCAAUCCAUUUUGUGGAUAUAAUGCACAUUUUUACAAAAGUGGUUUGAUGUUUGUAAUUGUUCAUGAAGAGAAGUUCAAGUCCGUCAUUGGGGCAGGUGGUAGAUAUGGUGGAUUGAUCACUGAAUUGGCUAGAAAUAAGAGUCCAAAAAGUUUACCAAAUGCUGUCGGAUUAAGAGUUGCGUGGGAUUUUCUUUUCAAUUCUAUGAAAAAAUAUCAAGAGAUUUUCAAUAAUGGUGAUAAAAUGUCAAAGGUUGCUAACAAAUUUCAAAAAGUUAAAAAGUCGUCUGUCGAUUGGAUGACACAAAAGUGUGAUGUUUUGAUUGGAAUUUUCACAACCAAUCUUUUGAAAGAAGUGGUUCCUUAUUUACUUAACGAAUUAUGGAGGGCUGGAAUAAGCGCUGAUGUUAUAAAAAACAAGCUCAGUUUGGAAGACAUGGUCAACCAGGCUCAGGAUGAUAAUGUCAAGUUGGUGUUGUUUAUUAAGGCACAAACCACACUUAGCGCUUUACAGAGAGAAAAACCAAGCAAAUAUAAACCAAUGAGGCUAAGAAAUUUGGACACGAAAACCGAUAUUGAGCUGGACAUGUUUGAGUUGAUAUCUGUAAUUAAGUGUGAAAGAAACAGUAUAAAUUCGAGUGGGGACGAGAAUUUACAGGAGCAUCCAAGGUCUACGGCAAUGGCAACAACCAACACCAACAAUAGUUUUGGUGACCACGCACAUAUGAAUACGCUGGAAGAAAACCACAAGUUUAUAGUAGUGCCAAACAAUGCAGUUAAUGCCAACAAAAAGAGCAACAAGAGAGAUAAUUGGAGCAUCGAGGAAGAUGCUAAAAAGGCCACAUCGGAUUUGCUUGGCCAAAUGUCUAAUGUUUCUGUUCUUAUCAUUGAAACUAAAGAAGAAGUAUUAGACAUGAUUGCAAUAACGUCCAUCCAUCAGGCAGAUGAAUGGAAACGUAGGGUGGGAGGUAUUGCAAGAGACACUCCACGUAGCUUUAUCACCAACAUCUAUAAUGCGUUGAUUAAAGAAGCUUCUCGUGGUGUGAGGUGGGCCAUUGUUUACGGCGGACAUAAAACAGACAAAGUGUGUGUUGUGGAUCUACAGAGAUGAUUUUGACAUUAGAAUAUUCAUCAUAAGUGUGUAUAUACUUUAUUUAUUUAUAUAGGGAAAGGGUUUAUUUUCCUUGAUUUUCGUGACAUUAGUCUGGGAUUCCCUAAAAAGGAAAUUUAGCCGUCGGGUAAAUUGAUGAAUCGAGGAGG
Pichia membranifaciens NRRL Y-2026 is the source of this 5440-nucleotide messenger RNA. RefSeq lists its product as hypothetical. Gene Ontology annotation, biological process: regulation of translational initiation by eIF2 alpha phosphorylation; DNA damage checkpoint signaling. Gene Ontology annotation, cellular component: cytosol. The record is from RefSeq and is a predicted model, not a curated record. Gene Ontology annotation, molecular function: eukaryotic translation initiation factor 2alpha kinase activity; protein binding; ATP binding. Lineage: Eukaryota; Fungi; Ascomycota; Pichiomycetes; Pichiales; Pichiaceae. The transcript has a single exon. The coding region runs from base 78 to 5291 and encodes 1737 amino acids.